Messenger RNA from Vigna umbellata (rice bean), 2627 nucleotides. RefSeq names its product Transducin/WD40 repeat-like superfamily protein. NCBI's taxonomy places the organism in Eukaryota, Viridiplantae, Streptophyta, Magnoliopsida, Fabales, Fabaceae. The record is from RefSeq and is a predicted model, not a curated record. Gene Ontology annotation, molecular function: protein binding.
AAUUUGGCGGCCCAGAAAUUUCAAAACUCAAAAUUGCAGUGUUUUUCCCGCUUACCCUUCUUCCCAUUUCCUUCGAUUCAUCCAUUCACUGUGCAAAUUUCUUCUUUUUCUCUCUCUCUCUCGCCACAGAACAGACCGAUCAAUUUGCCAUCGAUUUAUUCCACACAGAUAUGGCCACUCGCCGCGGCAGCGGAGACGACGGCGCCGCCGCCGUUCGUCCCCGCCCUAUCUCCGCCUCUCGCCGUUUCCCUUCCCCUUCUCUCCUCAAAGAAAACUCCAACCCUCGCCGCUCCACCUCCCGCUCCAACCCUUCCCUCAAAACCCUCCCUCGCGGCCGCAGUUCAAGCCCCUCCGAUCUCUCCCGAGCCUCCGCCCAAAAGCCCACCCGUGAUCCCACCCCCAAGCUCACCACACAAAGAUCCAAACUUUCCACCUCCAACGCCCAAAAGCUCAAAACCUCCACCACCACCACCGUUUCCCAAGAACCCAACGAUGGAAGUAGCAACAACAACAACGCAAAGUACCCUAGCAGGCUUCACGAGAAGCUCGCUUUUCUUGAGGGCAAAGUGAAGAGAAUAGCUUCGGAUAUAAAGAAGACCAAGGAGAUGUUGGACAUGAACAACCCUGAUGCCUCCAAGGUGAUUCUUUCCGACAUUCAGGACAAGAUCUCAGGAAUUGAGAAGGCCAUGGUUCAUGUUGUUCCCAAUAAGGACGGUGAAGGUGACACCCACGAAGAAGACAAGAAGUUGGUUCAAGGGUCGAUAUUGAAAAAUGAGGAACUCGAAGCGCGUCUUUUCCCUCACCAGAAACUGCUUCGGGAGAGGACAAUGGUUGCUGAGAGUGGUAAAGAUAAGCAUUAUUUGGAAAAAGAGAAGGUGUUGAGCCCUGUUGAAGAUAACUCAGUUGCAGUUGAGUUUUUGGCCUUUAUUGAUAAGGUGAAUGCUGGGGAGGAAGUGAAGGAAAAGGGUGGUGGGAAUGGGGGAUGCAGUGAUCCGAGGAACGGCAUUGAUACGAUGCUCACGGCGAAUGAGAAGCUUGAGGAGUUUGAUGAUCAGGAGAACAAGGAAGGGGCGGUUGUGGAGGAGAUGGACGAGGCUUUCAAUUUUAGGCUGAACGAGAUCGGUAACAAGGUUGCUUGUGGUGGGUGGUUUGUUGCGGAAGGUGAAGCAGUCCUCCUGACUCACCACGAUGGUUCUUGCAGCUAUUAUGAUAUUGCCAAUUGUGAGGAAAAAGCUGUAUAUAUGCCACCUGCAGAAGUUUCACCCAACAUAUGGAGAGAUUGUUGGGUAAUUCGUGCCCCUGGUUCUGAUGGUUGCUCGGGAAGGUUUGUAGUAGCUGCAUCUGCUGGCAAUACUAUGGAUUCAGGAUUUUGCUCGUGGGACUUUUACACCAAAGAAGUGCGAGCUUUGCAGGUAGAUGCUGGAACAACCUCCUCAAGAAUUGCACUUAGACCCUUGCCUAACAAUGUUGUGCAAAGAAGAAAUUCCACCUCUGGCAUUGUGGCAGCAGAAGCUAAGCAGUGUUGGUACAGGCCCUGUGGACCUCUCAUCAUCUCAACUGCCAGUUCACAGAAAGCUGUGAAAGUUUUUGAUGUUCGUGAUGGGGAGCAAAUCAUGAAAUGGGACGUUGAGAAGCCUGUUCUAGCCAUGGAUUACUGCAGCCCUUUGCAGUGGAGGAACAGAGGCAAAAUAGUGGUAGCUGAAGCUGAAUCCAUUUCUUUGUGGGAUGUGAACUCACUUACUCCUCAGGCUCUGCUCUCUAUUCCUUUGGAUGGUCGAAAAGUUUCUGCUCUCCAUGUGAACAACACUGAUGCAGAAUUGGGUGGAGGGGUUCGCAAAAGAAUGAGUUCAUCAGAUGCUGAAGGAAACGAGGGUGUGUUCUGCACCUCAGAUUCUAUCAAUAUCAUGGACUUUCGCCAGAAGUCUGGUGUGGGCCUAAGGAUAUCAAAAGUUGGUGUGAAUGUGCAGUCAGUUUUCUGUCGUGGUGAUUCUGUGUUCAUUGGUUGCUCCAACACAAGCUCAAUGGGCAAGAAGCAAUCAACAAUGCUGCAACAGUUUUCAUUGCGCAGACAAGGCCUGUUCACCACCUAUCCUCUCCCAGAAUCCAAUGCACACUCACACCAUGCAGCAAUCUCCCAAGUCUGGGGUAAUUCUGACUUUGCGAUGGGUGUUUGUGGCCAAGGACUAUUUGUGUUUGAUGCUGUCAAAGAUGAUGCACUAAGGGUUCUCAACACGGAUCACUCAAGUGCUCAAAGUUUUAGAGAAGUAAUUGGCCCAGAUGAUAUGUACUGUCCUUCCUUUGAUUAUCUUGGCUCUCGUGCUCUUCUCAUAUCAAGAGAUCGACCUGCUAUGUGGAGGCAUCUAAUAGUUUGAUAGUUAUGAUUAAUUCUUAAGAAUGUGUCAUUGUGUGCUGUUUUUUUUUUUACUUGGUAUGCCGAGGACUGAAGUUAUACUUUAGAGGGAAUUAAUUAUGUUAGAUAUGGGUGCUUUGGUGUUGGUAUUUUAUGCAAUAGGUGCAUUUCCAGGGUGACCACUUGUCACUGAUAUAUGUCAAGCCAAUAGUAUUCCUUGACUCUGUAUAUUUCAAUAUUCAAUCUAUUUAUGCAUAAAAUGACCAUUGAAAAGCUU